Molecule: messenger RNA, 2784 nt
Organism: Cuscuta campestris
Lineage: Eukaryota; Viridiplantae; Streptophyta; Magnoliopsida; Solanales; Convolvulaceae
Source: the annotation of a GenBank genome assembly
UUAUGAGAUAUACAUUGGAUGCCUAUGGUGAUUGUUUAUAAGUUAUGGUGUUUAUUACGUUUUGAUCUUGCCUUCAAAAAAAGUGUCAAGCGCAGCAAGAAAACAGUUGUAAUGGCUUCACCGAUACGAAGAAGCGGUAGAUUGCAGCUUGCAGAGAUUAAGAAAAGGCCAAAAGUACACGCAGAGCAUGUCGACUUGGGUGAGGAUGACGAAGAUUCUGUGGAAGAUGGUGGUGCAAAUGGGAAUGAGAAUGCUGGUUCAGAUGUGUCUGGAGAUGAUGAAGUGAGUGGGGGAGAUGAUGAUGGGAGUGUAGAUAAGGAGACUGACAGUGAUGAUGCAUUUGAAGACCCACCACGGAAGACGUCAACUGACCCAUCACCGAGCACUUCGAGGAAGAAUGCAGGAACAGAAAAGAAACGAAAGAGGCAGGGGAUUACAAAAUUGAAGGAAAAGAUCAAGUUAACUGAACUUCCUGCGAAACUAGGAUUUUGGGUGGUAGAUAAAUUCAAUCCUAGGAGUAGCAGUCUUGAACUUGCAGAUGGAACAAAGGUGCGUGUGACGGUCAAUGAUAUUAGACAUGUUUUGGGUUUGCCAUGUGGGCGGUUGAAGGUAUUAAGCAAAAAAAAAGGUGAGAAGUGUGAUAUACUGGAGCAGUUGAGGGUUGAGAUCGGAAUGAGGGACAACAGGAUCAGCCCUUUAGAGCUUAGUGAAAAGGUACUGCAAUAUACUGAUGGUGGUGUAUGGUUUUGUCGUCUUUUCGUGUUGUUAGUUGUGUCUGUUUUGGUUGAAAGCCCAAGCCAUGGAUAUGUAAACAAUUGGGUUUUGAAAAGCUUGGAGGAUGUGGAUGGGAUUGCACAGUUAAACUGGUGUGAGUAUGUGCACCGAUCUUUGACUGAUAGUAGAGUGAAGUGGGAGAAGGGGAAUAGGAAAUACUAUACUGGACCACUAUUGUGCUUGAUGGUGUUCUACGUUGACCGAGUGGUGCUCUAUAGUAGAGACGUAGAGAGAAUGUCGCUUGCAUUUCUGGGAUGGACAUCUAAGAUCCUAAGGGAUAGGGAAAAUAACGAGGUCAAAGCAGGUGGAUUCGGGUUGGGGUAUGACGAUGGUAGAUUUCUGGGUGAGGUGAUGGAUGUGAGCUCUGGUGACGCAGUUGUUGGUGCUUGUUUAGAACAGGUUAAUGUCAAAACUGGUAAUGGUGACACGGCAGAACCAAUGGGAGAGGCGAGGGAUGAUCCGGUAGAGGUUUUUGUUCAAAAGUUUGCAGAAAAGGGGAAAGUACUGGCUACCACAAUCAUCGACCUAGUGUCGUUGAUUGAGAGUGCACCACCUGGUACUAUGGAGAAUGAUGUGUUCAAGCAGCUACAGCAUGCAGCGGGUAGAUUGUUAGGUCUGGCACAACGUAGAGGCGGUUUGAUGGCGACUGAAGAGGCAGUGCUGGCACGUUCAAAAUACAAGAAGAUCAUGGAGGAUAUGCCAUCUUUCAGUCUGGGGUUCUCGCAAAUGGAUGGUGUGAAUGAGAAUGUGAAUAUUGAUGGUGGUGAUAUCGGUGCUUUCAGAAAUACUCCUAGCACUCCAGCAGUUCGGGUAGUGAAUGAGCCGGAGAGUAACCCUGUGGUUGAAAAUGUUUUCAUAACACCUGAAGAAGUGCAUUAUCGUGUGGGAGAUGCAGUUGAUAGGGAUUUGGCAGGUGAAAGUAGAAAUCAGCCGGAUAGGCUUGGAAUGGCAGCGGUUGCUGGUGUGAGUGCAGUGGGUGAUGUAACUGUGCCAGGAACUGAUCCAGUAUCUUCAAAAGCAGUGAAUCCAAAUGCUCCAAAGGAUGAAGCUGUUUUCGUGAAGGAUGGAUUUGAGUUAACAAGAGGUGAAAUUGCGUCGUUGGACAUAGGGAAGCAUAUUUCAAAGAGGGUGAUAGAUGUGUGGUCAAUAAUACUCAACCACAAUGAGAAAUUCAGAAGUGAGGAAUCCCCGUUACGUGUGUUUGCUAGAAGCAUGGAUUGUGUAGCAAAUGGGGAUAUAGUCGAUGUGUCUGAGGCAAACGUGAAGAACAUGUUUGCAAAUGCGCUGCUUCCUGCAUGGGAUGAAAUGGCAGAUGAUUUCAACUGGGGGAAAGCUGAACUGAACUGGGCAUAUGUGUUGUGUGUUGACCUAAAGAGCAGACGCUGUGACAUCUUGGAUAGCUCUUCAGCGAAAGCAAAAACCGAAGACAGAUAUGGUGACAUGCCAAAACGAGUUGUGAGGUUGUUGGGUGAUUUUCUUGAGCAGCAGAGGUUUGUUUACAAAGGUAAAUGUGUUAGAGAAAUGGUUGCUAAGAGAAUUACGUUCCCUUGGAGAGAUCCGAAGGCUACGUUUGACUACGGUGUGGCAACUAUGCGUCAUAUGGAGACGUAUAUGGGGGAUGGUGGCAAAGGAUGGAACUGUGGCUUGUCAAGGUUAAAUUUGAAACCUCUGAUGGCGCUGCGAUGCAAAUACUGUGCAUGUAUACUUUUAAGCCCAAUUAAUGCACUGUUGGACAAGGUUUACGAAGAGUCGGAGAAACUCGAAAGGGAGAGGAAGGAAAAGGGUCCUAAGUGAACCCACCCCUGGAAUGGCUGCACCUUACCUUUGUGUUUUUAUCACUAUUUUAAUUUGUUUUUGGUCACAUUUGGUGACACAGUUCAUUGGUGGAAUUAUUUUUUGGGAACAAGUAAUCAGCCCAUAGUUGGGUAUUUCUGAUUUUCUUGAGGCAGAGGUUUUUUUGGAAUAUGGUGUGAAUGGUUAUGGUUUUUUAAAUGAAGGUGUGGUGUUGCU